This is a messenger RNA of Dreissena polymorpha, 3063 nucleotides long. RefSeq lists its product as uncharacterized. Lineage: Eukaryota; Metazoa; Mollusca; Bivalvia; Myida; Dreissenidae. The coding region runs from base 183 to 2813 and encodes 876 amino acids. The record is from RefSeq and is a predicted model, not a curated record. The transcript has 16 exons.
GUCUGAUCGACACAUCCUGUCAUUCAGACGUUCUGGUAGACAUCGUGAGGAACUGCGCACUGGUAAGCAGCUUCGAAGAUGACGUCAUUAUUAAGCAAGGAGAGAGGGGCGAUAGCUAUUUUGAAGAUUUUAGUUUCUACAUCAUCCUAAGGGGUUCGGUCAGCGUGUAUAUUGACCCUAAGAUGACGGGAGAAGGCGUGGAUGAAUCCACCGCUAGAGCGUCUGCGGCAGCGAAACGGAAGUCGGUCAAAAAACUCCCCACAGCGCCUGAAUCGGAAGCCUCGAUUCUGAGCGGGAUGGAAAAGGCGUCAGUGACGUCAGCAGAGGUGCAUGACGUAACUUUACAUAGAACGGAGGCAGAAGUUGCGUCAAGCCACGAGGAUGCCGACAAUGACUCGGAAAUGACGAAGAAACCGACGAAAUUGCUGGCGCCUCUAGAUCGAAAUAAAUUCGGGAAAUUUAUCAUGAAAUACGGCCAGGGUGGCGCUUUCGGCGAGUUGGCUCUCGUGAACAAGGACACGUUCCGUAACGCUACCGUGGUCACGGAUGAAGACACGGAUCUCAUGGUGAUCGACCAGGAACUCUUCGACAGGUCAUUAAAGGCGGAGCAAGAGGCAAAAUACGCGGAGAUCCGGGAAUUCAUCGAAACGAAUUCUUUUUUCAAAGACAUGAACGUGAAGUUGAAGAAGCUACUAGAAAUGAGCAUCAGGAAGGAACGCUACAUUUUCGACACCAACAUUGUACGCCAGGGUGACCCUGUUGAGGGGCUUCAUUUCAUUAUCAGGUAUUUAAACAGCCCAUGCAACGGAAGUGCCAACAUCAUCAUCCAGCCUAAGAAGCACCCGGGCCAGUACCCGCAACUAUGGCCCUUCGAGGCGGGCGUCGACCAGAUAGCCAUAGAGUUCGAGCAUCUCCGCGAACGCAGGAGAAAAUACGAAAUGCGUCGCGCGGCGAUCCUCCGGAAGUACGAGGACCCGUCUGUGUGGGACACAAAACCGGAAGACCUGGUGAUCCGCAGAGAACAGGGGUACGCCGCCAUCGAGAAGCACAUGAAGGAGAGCCACAUCAAUCUGUGUUCAGUGCAGAACAAGGAGGUGCUUGGGGAUAUCGAGACGCUUUUGAAUCUGGGGACGUACGUUCAGACGGUCCGAUGUACGGCCGACACGCAAUGCUUCGUGCUCGAUACGAAGAAUUUCGAGCGCCUCGUUUCGAACAGGAAGGCGAAUCCGAUCACCAUGGAUAUCAUGCGCGCACACGUCAAGAACAAGCUGCGCAUGCGCAUGCAGAUGAAGCAGGCUGACCUUAUUCCGUUGCUUGGAUACAUGCACCAUAAAAUAACCGAGCAAAUGCUGCCGCAGACGAAAAAGGUGGAACCUUUUAAAACAUCGAAGUCCGUACCGGACGUGGAGGAGGAGAUGCAGCACCUGCUUCAGUACUUCCGGGAGGGAAAGGAAGUGAUGCUUCUCAAACCAAUUGUGCCUGGCGUCGUCUACUACCGGGAGCUUAUGCACGAGAAGGCCAAAAUCAGGGAGCAACAGAAGAAGGCAUCUGGCAACGCUGACCCGCCGACAAGACGCAGAGUGAUCAAGACGCAAAACAACCGGAAGCCGCGAAGUAUCGCGCAAAUUCGCGAAUCCCUGCAUCAGAUGAUGGAGGCGGAAGUGAUAGAAAUGGAAACGAAGAAAUUUAAGAAGAGAACCCCCAAACCUCAAAAGGAUAAUAAAAGCGAUCAACAGCUCAGCGUUAGAACCGUGCCUUCUAAUACUCCGCGAACUUUAGUGAGUUCUUACAGUAAUGUUUCCGAAUCCCAAGAUUCGGUAAAACCAGGACUUAUCGCUUUAAUGCAAGCAGUGCGCAAAGCCGACACGGCUUCGGAAACGAGCGAAACAUCGUCUAUCGAUGUACCAAGACAUCUCACAGAGUUUAAAAACGAAAACUCCAGCAACGGAAAGUCAAGCCACGAAGCCAGUGCUCAUAAACCGGUCCCUCCAGUUUUUGUGACCGAGCUCUCGACCCAUGAGAUUAAGCUGCCGGCAAUCCGCGAGGAGAAAACGCAAGAAGAGAUAAUACUUCGUGAAGGCAGUGCUAGUAAAAUACUCUCCGAACAAACGCCUGAUAACAUGACAACGACACAUCUUAGAGAGAGAGAUAAUAACAGUAAAGCUUCGACUAAAGCUUCCAAACAUGCGAAGUCCAAAACCCCCAACAAACAGGCGCCGUCAAUUCAAAUAAGCGCGGACAAUAAAGACAAUGCGCCCAUUGAAGGAACAUUCGACAUCUCUGAGGCUUCGACGUUUUCGAAAGAAAACGUUCCUAGCCUUCCGGCACUCGAUGGUUCCCAGCUAAGCUUAAAUCAUGGCCAGGAAUCAGCGAGGACGGGAGAUACCAGUGGAAGCAACGUAUCUCUGAACUGGAAGACCGCCAUUAAGUUUGUGAACCAGAGGGUACAGGACAGGCUGACGAAGGCAUUACUGGAGGAAGAAACGCCAUACAAGGAUUUCUUGACGAGCGAACCGUCCUUGAAACUGCUCGAGAACCGGAUACAAGCGUUCCACAUCAAGUACGGAAUGGGACAUAAAACGAAAAACCUACCGCCCCUGAAACGAUACAAGCUCGACUCCCAGGACGCCCCGAAGCCAGGAGGCCGAGUGAUUGUAAAACGUCAAACGUGCCGCUUCGCUGACACGGAGUACGUCGUCAAGGAUCACCAGCACGUAAAGCACUCCAUGGUGGAGCACAUUCCUGACUUCGACCGCGUUCGAAAGACGAAAAUUGUCGUGCAACAGCUGCUGAAAUCCUCUGACAACAGUUGAUUGGUUUUGAAAUCUGCUGAUAACAUUAAAUUAAUGCUGACUUCGGCAUUUGGAAUUUGCUGAUAAUAGUUGAUUGUUUUUUUAAAUCUUCUGACAAAAGUGUAUUCAUGUUUACUUCGACUAUUGGUAUCUGCUGACAAAAGUUGAUUCGUGUUGAUAUCGGCAACAUAAAUCUACUGUCAAUAUCGGCUGAAAAAAAUAUUGAACUUUCAAAAUUUUGGCGAUUUUUUACUAACCGUAAAACUGUGUC